GUGCACCAAAGUCACGGUGAAGAGGCGAACGGCUUUCCUGUGAGCACGAAUUCACGGACCGAAUGCUACCACUUCAGCUAGUGCUACGUCCGGAGCGGAAUGAAAGCGCCUGGCCCAGUCCCCCACGGAUUCAUGGAAGAAAGAGCCGUUCAAUGCGCACCCGUCGCUCAUCAAAUUCCCGCUGCCGAGCACCACUGCUGUUGUGUUCCACGCAGCAAUCCUACCUAUACCCACCGACACCCAAGACAUUUCGUCGUCGAUCUCGGCAUCUAACGAUUCGCCAAAGCUCCUCCUGGAUGACAAGAGAUCGUCUCAAUUCCUUCAUUCACUACUGCUCGACCGUCGUCAAGACAGUUCUCUCCACAACGACAGUCAUUGCUCAAGGUUUGUACGAAACUGCGUCGACGAUGCUUCUGAAUUGGUGGAGCGGAAAGCAAGAAGACGAAGAUACGUUGGAGGUGGUUGAACGGCAGUCCACUAUGACGCAGGGGGAUUUCAAUGUCAUUUUGGAGGAGAACAACCGCCUCAAGCGUAUGAUAAAGUUCGCUGUGAGCUCGCAUGCAAUAAUGAAUGAAGCCACUAGCAUUCUUGAGGAUGGUGCCGAUCUCUGGGUGAAACGCGCUGAUGUUGUGGAUGCUAAGGUUCUUGAGGCAGAACAGGAGCGUGAUGCUCUAACACUUCAACUUGAAGAGUAUCAAGAGUAGCUCAAGGACAAGGACCAAGAGAUCGAGCGAUUGCAAGACGGAUACGUGUGGGCGACAGAGAACUUGAAUACCAAGGAGGACGAGAUCUGCGAGUUGCAUGAACGACUGGAGCACUACGAAGCACUACUGAAAGCAGCAAAAGUAGUGUAAUGUAUUCACGAAUAUGUAUUAAAUCACAUUUUUCUGGCUUAAGGCUUAAGCUACAGCGUUCAUCUUGCUGACUCAUUCCUCCCAUCCGAGUUGAUUAGCUGCGACGCUGUCGCCGUCGCCGUCAAUUUCUUGACAAUUGUAAAUCGCGUACAAGAGUUUCUCACGCAAUACAUUCUCGCUCGAGUAGGCCGGAAUCUCAAUAGAGAAAAAGCAUGUGUGAGCCACUGGCAUGUAAGCGUCAACACUGCGACCUGCGCGCUCCAUAUUGAACGACUGCAGCUUGAAACGUUGAGGGAAUUCGUCAGCACUAGCAGGAAGCCGUGAGCGGCCCCACACGAAGCGUAAGAACGCACUACGUUCUUCAUGAGAAAAGUCUCGAAGCGCCCGCCAAAACCAAAUGAUGUGGUCGUCUGUAGGCGAGCAGCUUGAGUACUCAGUGCACUUCUCAAGCAGGUUCACGUCCACCUCAGGUGAUCCGCAAACCAUAAGCUCAAGCUCAGCACCCGAAAAGCACGCAAGUAGUUUGGCCGGUACAACCUUGGCGAGUCCGCGGAAAAUUGCCUGGGCUUGAUCGUCGCUUUCGUGAAGCCGAGCCUGCUCAACAAGGUCUGCGUACUCACAACGUGAGCUAAAUGUUACCGGUAAAUGAGCACCUCCAUCUUUGAGCUCGACAACACGAUUGUCUGCUCCCAACGUCGUGAACGUUUCCAUUACGAUAUCCUCAAACAUCUCUUCCGUGACACCAUAGCGGUCAAUGGUUCGCAUUCUUGACAUGGAGUUCACCAGCAUCGAGUCCACCGCUGCCAAGUCAUCCAGUACUAGACGCUCACCCGCAAGUUUCUUCCAUACCAGAGGCGCC
Phytophthora infestans T30-4 is the source of this 1713-nucleotide messenger RNA. RefSeq lists its product as uncharacterized. NCBI's taxonomy places the organism in Eukaryota, Oomycota, Peronosporomycetes, Peronosporales, Peronosporaceae. Bases 297 to 704 code for a protein of 135 amino acids. The record is from RefSeq and is a predicted model, not a curated record. The transcript is spliced from 2 exons.